CUGCCGAAGGUGCUCGACUUUGUUCGUAUCGCCGCGGCGCCAACUAUACCAGUUUUCUUUCCGACCGUCUGUCGAUAGGAUGCGGGGCAAUCUCGAUAACCCGAUAAUUCGUUUGCGCUGAAUUCACUCCCAUUGGAAGAUUAUCCGGCUCGAAGGACCAAAAUUUUGACGACCGGAUACAACACGGCGCUACUUUCUGUGAACGUUCACCAAAUGAAACGUUAGACUUUGAAAGUUCGAUCGCGUUCAUGGAUAUGCUGAUGAGACGCGGUUUCUAAUGUGUUUCAUGUUAGUUCAAUAAGAUAACUUCGAAAAAAUCCAGGAAAUUGGUUUGGAUCAGUUUCAUGAUGACCACACGACCCAACAUGAACUCUUCUUCCUGGACCAACAGACCGACCAGCAAAGAGGCCGAAUGGGGCUCAUUUGUGCGAUGAGCCUACGGCCUCGUUUCCCAUGGACCUCCCAACGACGGUGCAAGUACACUUCAGCGUGGGGCCGCGCCACGAAAUCGCGCUGUUUCGUUCUGACACGCCACUGGAGCAGAUCAAGGAUCUAUUCAGAUCAGCAGCAGAAGCUGGUCCGAACGAUAUCCUUAAGCUGUACGACGUCGACGGCCAUCUUCUGAAUAUCAGCCCUAGCCUUCCUUCCAACAAGUCCAGCAACCGUUACGUUUUGAAAGUGGUCGCAGCCAACGGCCUAGCAAUGCUCGAAGAAUCUGCAGGUUCAACUUUAAAAUCGUUGGAAGCUAGAAUUUCAGCUAUAGAAAGGCAACUGAAGUCUGAUCUUCCUCUACCGCCGGCUGUUGAGGAACUCAAACGUCAAGUAGAUGCUUUCAGAGAAAAACUAGAAACGUCAGAGAACCUGAGCUGGCUCGGUUUUUAUAAACAGCUUCCGGAACCCUUGUCGACCGAAGAAUGCAGACGUUUGCAGUACCGCCGCAAGAGCGACUCCCUCAAGAAGAGAGUUAAACAAAAUUUCAUGAAUAUUUGUGAUGCUGAGGUGGCUGAAUCUGUGAGGCAAUGGCUGCGCCUGCCAACGUUCGAUGCUAGUCCAUGGGAAGAUGAAGAACUUCUACUGCUGUUACAAACCAUGUUCCUGGAGUUCGAUUUGUGUUCCAAGUUCGCCAUAGAUAUAAGUACCCUGAGGAAUUUCUUAUACGAAGCCUACAAGAACUACAACGAUGUCCCGUUUCAUAAUUUUCGGCAUUCUUUCUGCGUUACUCAAAUGAUGUACUCAAUAUCCAGAAACGUCAAUAUACCAGAUAAAAUAGGCGAUCUUGAACUCUUAAUCCUACUCACUUCUUGCAUUUGUCACGACCUCGAUCAUCCUGGCUACAACAACAUCUACCAGAUAAAUGCCAAAACCGAAUUAGCUAUUAGAUACAAUGAUAUUUCACCGUUGGAGAACCACCAUUGUAGUGUGGCUUUUCGGAUAUUGGAAAACGAGGAAUGCAACAUUUUCAAGUCGUUCAACAGCGAGGAAUUCAAGCAGAUCAGGGAAGGAAUCAUCAGGUGUAUUCUGGCGACUGACAUGGCUAGGCAUAACGAGAUUCUGACAAAUUUCAAAGAAAUCAUUCCAGUAUUUGACGUAAAUGACAAAUCACACGUUAAUCUGCUAUGCAUGGUACUCAUCAAAGUUUCGGAUAUUUCCAAUGAAGCUAGACCAAUGGAAGUUGCCGAGCCUUGGUUGGACAAACUACUCAUGGAAUUUUUCAAGCAGAGUGAUGCGGAAAAACUCGAAGGUUUGCCAGUUACCCCCUUCAUGGAUAGAGAUAAGAUUACAAAACCAUCUUCACAAUGUUCCUUUAUCGGCUUAGUUUUACUACCGCUGUUUGAAGCUCUCGGCGAUCUUUUCCCAGAACUAGUUGAUCUCAUAGUCCAGCCUGUAAGGGAUGCCCUGGAUUACUAUCGUAGACUAAAUGAGGCAACACGGGAAGAGAGACUCCACAGAAAGAGCAUCGUUGCUGAAUUGGCUGAGCAAAAUACUCCCACUUCUCAGAGCUCCGACAGUUCUUCAACAGUAACCAAAUCGUCCUCCAACACAAGUGUCAAAAUGAAGAAAAGUUUGAGCUUUCAACAAAAUCGUUCAAGAUCUCGAUCUACCGACGAGGAUCCAGAAUUGAGCUUGGGCAGUGCCAACGCUCUCAACGACGGUCAGAGUCUAGAAGACGUGGCUGAGGACUCAGAAAGCGGAGACUCAGAAACGGCAACCGAGGUGGAGGUCUCGGAGAAGGCAUUAAAGUUCAAAAUUUCCACGGAAAGUAGUCUGGGGACCGGGAGGAAAAGUUAUCCAGGUUCGCGCAAGGGAAGUCGGGAAAAAGUUCAAAACUUCAAUAACUCCGAUUUCGCUCGGAUGAUGCAGAGGGGAAAGCUACGCGCAGGCGCGUUGAGUUUCGAUCAACAUUGUUUGAGCAGCGGGAAUAAGAAAUUGUCUUUCGAUCCUCCGGAGUUCCUAGAUGAAUACGCCAUCAUCCUCAAGAAGAAGUUCGAAGAGGGACUCUGUAAUCAGUAUGACGACGACGAUGACGACGAUGUGGCCAACUACCAAGAGUGCGUCCUGUCCAAGGAAACGCUGAACUUGAAUAAGAGAAACUCCGAACAUUCUGUCAAGUUAUCCACGGGUUCGGAAGAAACUCGGAGUAUCCUCAAAUAUUCGGAAAAUAUAUACAGUAACUCAGAUAAGUUGAGGAUGAACAACUCCCAAAUGAUAGACUCCAAGUGCAACAGUGAAAAUAAUACUAGCGUAGAAACUGAAAGUCCCCAAAGACAGUCCGAUAAAAUUUUCUCAAUAAACGAUCAGAGUGACAAACUGAGUGAGAUUAGUUUAUCUGCCAAAGAGGAGAAGGAGCAAAUAAACGAUUGUGAAACAAAACCCAAAUCUAUAUUCGCUAGAUUCAGACAAUUGACUGAUAGACUGGGGUUUUCAGUGGACAAAGACCCAAAGAAUAAAUUAGCUAAAACUAAUUCCUUGAAAAGCACAAGUACGCGAAACACUACACCUACUAAAGUUAAGAAACGAGUGGAUACUUCAAAACCGUGUAGUAAGAGUCUCGAGGAGAUCACUGAGAGGAGGGCCAGCACUCUACCCAAGAUCAAGAAGACAGGAACGCAUAAAAAAGGUUGGAGACUUCUGGGUAUAGGAAGAGAAAAGGAAUGUUGGGCUUCAGAUGCCGCUGUAGACAAGCUCAAAACAGCCUGUUCGACAGAUAUGACUGACUUGAUAACUACAACAGCAUCCCAGCAUAGUGUACUCGACAGUCCCAAAACCACUGAAGAUAUUCAACAUUUUUCUAAAUCUGUUUUAGAGAAUAGGGAAGAUGAUUCUUCUUACAGUGACUCGAAGAUGAAUCAGAAAUUCAUUAACGCCCAGAAUAUUUCUGAAAAAGGUCCUUUCGUUGUGGCUACAAGCGAUAAGGAUCCCAGUUUUAUUUGACAUGAGUUGGAGUCCCCAGGGCGGGAGGGCUUCACUAGGUAUAUUUUCUGUCGGUGUUGCAAAUACAAACCACAGUUUAGGGAAAAUGUUUAGAUAGUGCCAGAUGUAAUUUGGGGUAUUUAUGGUUGUUGACAUAAUGGAUGUCUGUUGAAAUAUGUAUUGUUAGAUGAUUUUUCCAGAUGCCUACAUGUGGCUAUUCGAUACAGGAAUAAAUCAUAUUAAUGAUCUCCUUUUCCUUUGCACUAUUCAAAAGGUAAGCAGCGAAUUCAAGGUGAGUUGAAUAUAAUAAAAAAUCUAUAUUAGGAAUUGAAUAUGACAACAUCACCUGAUAUUCUAGUCUCAAAAUAAGACCUCCCU
This is a messenger RNA of Coccinella septempunctata (seven-spotted ladybird), 3789 nucleotides long. Its product is annotated as high affinity cGMP-specific 3',5'-cyclic phosphodiesterase 9A. The transcript is spliced from 10 exons. NCBI's taxonomy places the organism in Eukaryota, Metazoa, Arthropoda, Insecta, Coleoptera, Coccinellidae. Gene Ontology annotation, molecular function: 3',5'-cyclic-GMP phosphodiesterase activity. Gene Ontology annotation, biological process: cGMP catabolic process. The coding region runs from base 454 to 3432 and encodes 992 amino acids. The record is from RefSeq and is a predicted model, not a curated record.